AUGACUCAUAACACAGAAAGCAAUCCUUCAAAGUGUGAAAAAUGUUUUUGUUUUAAUGGGAUUUUAGACUGUCAAAAUGAGAGUUGUCCUCAGCUGCGAUGUACAGCGGGACAAGCUAUUCAUCACACUCAGGAAGAUUGCUGUCCAAAAUGUAUAUCUGUUGGUAGACCUUGUAACUAUGGUGGCACAAGUUACACUGAUGGAAGUGAAUGGAGUCCUGUCUCGUGUACAAGAUGUCGGUGUAAGGAUGGUAGCGUGCAGUGUUCUGUAGCAGACUGUCCACCAUUAAUUUGCAAUCAGCAUGAACAAGUGGUUGUAAAACCUGAAAAAUGUUGUCCAGAGUGUGUCGGACCAUCAUGUUCAGAUGGUGGACAAACAUAUGAGGAUGGUAGUCAGUGGAAAAGGGAUCCGUGCACUCAUUGUAAAUGUAAAGGUGGAGAUAUUGAAUGUACAGUGGAACAUUGUCAAGAUGGGAUAGCUUGCAAGUCUGGCCAACAAUGGAUAACCAGAUCUGAUUCAUGCUGCGCUGAAUGUCUCUCAACCCAAGCAUCAUGUGAUUUUGGUGGGAAGACAUGGUACAAUGGUGAUAUGUGGAACUCAUCUGCCUGUGAAUAUUGCAUGUGUAAUGACGGGAUAGUGACGUGUCUCACUGCUGAGUGUCAGAAAAUAAUGUGCAAAGAGGGUGAAGUUGUUGUAAAAAGAGAUGGUAACUGUUGUCCUCAGUGUACAGUACCAUCAGGAUAUUGUAUAUACCAAGGAAGGACUUACAGGAAUGAUGAUGAUUGGGAGCCCGAUGUGUGUCUGUCUUGUCACUGUAAUGCGGGUGAUGUCAGUUGUUUCAGGAGAUCAUGCCCUCCAUGUCCACAAGGCAUGGUUGCUCAGCAAUUCAAAGGAGAAUGCUGUCCUGAUUGUACACCAGUCACUUGUAGUAAUGAUUGUAUUGGUUGCGACAUUAGAGGUUGUCUACAGUGUAAAGAUGGGAGUAAGUUAUUACAAGACGGUCGAUGUGUUGACAGAUGCCAGCCAGGUUAUUUUCAAUCUGAACAUAAGCUAUGCCAUGCUUGCCAUCCUUCUUGUGCUGAAUGCUCAGACGGCACUGAGUAUCAUUGCAUAACAUGUGCUGAUGGACAUAUGUUGAAAUAUGGACAAUGUGUUGUAGAGUGUGGACCUGGCUACUUCAAACGGGGAAGUUCAUGCUUUGAGUGUCACGCAUCAUGUUUAGAUUGCACUGGAGAGAUGAAGUCACAGUGUUUGACAUGUGCUAAUACCACUAAUGUAAUAAGAAGACGGAAAUGUGUUGAAGAAUGCGGUGCCGGGUUUUAUAUCAAAGAUGGAAUCUGUCUUGAAUGUGAUGAUUCCUGCAUGGAAUGUGAAUAUGACAGUCCACGUUGUACAACAUGUCCUUCACAACAAGUCAUACAAGAUGGUGUAUGCGUCCCUGUAUGUGGAGUAGGAUUCUACCAGCUUAAUCCGUCUUACUGUGAAGCUUGUCACCAAUCAUGUCGUACAUGUAUUGAUGGAAGGGAAGAUGGCUGCACAUCAUGCUUGGAUAGUAAUUAUGUAGUACAAGGUCGACCCCCAUACACUGGUGAUUUGCAUGGAAGGUGUCUUUCAGAGUGCCAACAGGGACAAUUCAGUAAUGAACAUGGAAUAUGUCUUGAUUGCCACAGUAGUUGUGAUGGUUGUUCAGGUCCAUCAUCCAGUGAAUGUACUUCCUGUAAUCACCUUGCUACACUGCAGAAUGGUGAAUGCCUAACUCGAUGUGCAGAGUCUGUAUAUCCAACAUCACAGGGACAUUGCAAACCAUGCCAUCCAAGUUGUGCAGCAUGUGUUACAUCAGCUGAUAACACUGGUAGUAUAUGUACACAGUGUCAAGAUAGUACUUAUUUUAUACUUGAUGAUAUUUGUGUGGAUGACUGUGGGAGAGGCUACUUUGUACAUGGUGGAAUCUGUCGAGAGUGUCACAGUUCAUGUGUGACGUGUAUUCAAAGCGGCAGUUCCGGCUGCACCUCUUGUAACCAUGGUGAUGUUUUAUCCCACAGAGGAACGUGUCUACGUAGCUGCUAUGAUGGUUACUAUAGUGAUAAUGGCAUCUGCAGAGAAUGUUCAUCUAACUGUUUGGUGUGUAGCGGACCUUUUGACUGUAUCAUUUGCAGAGAUCCAUUGUAUGUUGUACAGUUUGGAGAAUGUGUUAGUCAGUGUGCUCAACAGUUUUAUGCUGACCCACUCACUAGGGAAUGCAAAGAAUGUGAUUGGAGUUGUAAUUCAUGUGUUGGCCCAACAUCGUUUGACUGCAUACACUGUAUGGAUGGUGUCUUAUUACAGAAUGGUUCAUGUGUGGCAGAUUGUACACCAGGACACUAUCAACUUGAUCAGCAGUGUAGAGCCUGUGAUAGUAAGUGUCUAUCUUGUAAUGGUCCAAUGUCAUGUACAGAAUGCUUUUCACCGUUAUUGCUACUUGGUACACAGUGUGUUGAAGACUGUGGACCAGCUAUGUACAAGAACCAUGCCAGCCAUCAGUGUAUAUCUUGUCCAGAUUUUUGCAUAGAGUGUUCAAGUUCUAUAAGAUGUGUCACGUGUAUGGCUGGUAGCUUCCUGAGAAACUGGGUCUGUUUGACACAUUGCGGCGAUGGUUUCUAUGAGAAUACGGAAACAAGCUCAUGUGAAGUUAACAUCUACCCACCUGACCUGUAUGUAAAUGGUACACUGACCAGUCCUAUUGGUGGCUCAGUUUUACUGGAUUCCUCUUUUUUGUCAGCAUAUGAUACUGACACUGCUUACUUGGAUCUCUUCUUCUAUGUCGAUUCUCAGCCAACGAAUGGAGACUUAAUCAAAAAUGUGCUCGGUGAAGAUAAAAAGAUGCAACGUGGAGAUACAUUCACGUUUGAGGAACUAAUACAAGGUAACAUACGAUAUAAGCAUGAUAAAUCAUUGCCGCUGACAGGAACUAUGAGUUUACGGGUCAAUGAUCGACAGUAUGAUUCUCCUCCACGAAAUGUUGAUAUUGUCGCUAUUUCAAAUUCGCCACCAUCGGUACAGUACAACCAGCCGCUGGUUGUUAGCGAAAGCAGCAUGGCUGAAAUCACACAGCGGAACAUACGCAUACAGGAUCAAGACAACCCGGAAUCUGUAAUUCUCACGGUACUGGAAGGGCCCAAUCACGGGUCACUGAUUCGUUUUCCCGGAAGAACGCAAGUGACAUCCUUCGAUUUGAAUGAUCUACAGAGAGGUUUGUUGAGAUACGUUCACGAUGGAAGUGAAACACAACAUGAUGUCUUAGUUAUACAAGUAUCUGAUGGGAACAACGUCAUUAAUUUCAUGUUUGAAAUUCACAUUCAGCCUCAAGAUAACAAAGGUCCAAUUUUAGUGAAUAAUGUGCAGGCUAGAGUAGAAGAUGGUGGGUCAACUCAGAUCACUAGUAAUCUGUUAUCAGCGACGGAUGUUGAUUCAACCGAUGAUGACUUAGUUUACCAACUUACACCACCAGAAAAUAAUCCAAAACAUGGUGAUUUAAUGAUGGUGUUGCCUGUUCCAUCCACUGGUGUUGAAAACGGUUGGAUUGAUAAAGGAAAUGGUGUAAUGGAGACUAAAGCUGCUAUCUUCCGUCAAAAGGAUGUGAAUGACGGCCAUUUAUGGUACAAACAUCAAAAUGACGAAGCAAAGAGUGACUAUUUCAUGUUUGAGAUAUCUGAUGGUGGAAAUCCACCUAAUGUAUUAAGUGAUCAAGCUUUCAAUAUUGCUAUUAUGCCACGUGAUGAUGAGCCACCCCAGUUAGCAGCUGGAGUACCACUUCCUCUUGGAGCAACCGUUUUUGAAGGUGAAUUGAUUCCCCUUGGACACAACCACCUUGCCUUCUAUGAUCCAGACAGUCCUGACUCUGAUCUACUGUAUGAUAUCACAACACCACUGCGUUCGGAGCAAGGAAGCAUCGAACACAUAGAUAGACCGCACCUACCUGUUACGCAAUUCACACAAGCCGAUGUCAACGCACAAAAAAUUGUCUACAGACCGCCUGACUUUGAUGUGGGACAAAAACAAGUCGAGUUUACAUUUUAUUUCACUGUUUCUGACAGCUCAGGGAAUGUUUUAUCUCCACAACCAUUUACAAUUCGCCUCAUUCCAACCAACACUGCCGCACCAAUAUUCGCAAACAGACAUCCCAUUGCUACAGUCAGUCAAGGUGGUACCACAGCCAUUGGUGAAGAACACUUGUUGGUCACUGAUCUUGACACACGAUUGGCUGAUUUGACAUAUACGUUAUCUAGAGCACCAUAUACUGGAGAGUUUAUUAAAACUGACAGUUUCACACAUGCUGAAGUUACGAGCAAUACUUUUUACUACGUCCAUGAUGGCUCUGAUAUCUUACAAGAUGAGUUCGAAAUCAGUGUAAGUGAUGGCACGCACAUCGAUACGGCAACGCUUACGAUGGUUGUAUUACCCGUUGAUAAGAGUUCACCUGUAUUAAUGGAUGACUCCCUCCUGGCGUUGCUUGUACCAGAAGUUAGUACAGCUACCGUGACCAGAGAUCACCUUGCAUUUAUUGAUGAUGAGAGUCCAGAUGAUGAGGUGAUACUAACAUUGCUGUCAACUCCACGUAAUGGUAGAUUACAGAUACGUGUGUCUGAUAAAUACGAAGAUCUUGUCUCUGGAUCGGCUUUCACACAGGCUGAUAUUAAUAACUAUGAUGUCAGAUACCAGAGUGAAGGAGAGAUUGGUAGUCGGCCAUCAACUGACAGAAUUUUUAUGAAUGUUAGUGACAGUAAUGGGAAUAUACUACCCAAUCAAGUAUUGAGUGUUACUAUCACACCUGUAAACAACCAGCCACCAGUUGUGACGGUUGGUGAUGGUUUAUUGGUUGAAGAAGGUGGUGAUGUCUUGAUUUCAUCUCAAGAUCUCCUAGCAACAGAUGUGGAUACUCCUCUGACUGAAUUAUUAGUUGUCAUGGACACCGGACCAAGUUUUGGUUACAUUGAGAAUGCAAGACAAGAGUAUGGUUCAGAAAAGACACCAGGUGGGGUAGCACAACAUGUGUUCACUAUACAGGAUGUUAUUGACAAUGUGCUGUACUACGUACAGGAUGUACAUACCAAUAUAGAACCAGUUUGGGAUGGAUUCUUGUUUCAUGUCUCUGAUGGUGUCAACCAGUCACCAACGUACAGAUUCAAUAUUAGUAUUCAGCUUAUAAACGAUGAAGAACCUAUGAUAUUAACAGAGCAGUUAUACUGCCCUGAAGGUGAAGGCGUUGUCGUUAGUAAUGUUUCAUUAUAUGUGAGUGAUAUGGACACUAGCGUAGAAGACUUGUUGUUUACUGUAAUAAAGACACCCUCACAUGGUGAGCUCAGACGGCGAGAGUUUAUUGAAGAUCCUAUUAUCACAGGGCGUGCAUUGGGAGCGGGUGCCUCAUUUACAUACGAGGAUAUCCUUGAUGAAUUAGUGGUGUACAUUCAUGAUGAUAGUGACAUCCAAAGAGAUUCUUUUGAAGUGUCGUUAACCGACGGUGCGCAUGUUACUUCUGAUACAAUCAACGUAGUUAUAGGACUUGUGAAUGAUGAGACUCCUAGAAUGGCAAUCAAUAGAGGGUUACAGAUUAGACUUGGUGAGACCACAUCGUUAACUGAGGACAUUUUAUUGGCUUCUGAUGUUGAUUCUGCUGACACUCAGUUGGUAUAUACACUAACAAGACUUCCUGAUGCUGGUGAAAUACAAUAUUUUGAACCAAAGUCUGGAUAUAUACCAUACACAAUAACUGGUCCAUCUAGUAGCUGGACUCAAGAAGAUAUAAAUAAUGGACGAGUCCGAUAUGUCCAUCGUGAUACUGAUCCAGCUGGUACACUGUUGUUUAAGUUCACAUUGUCUGACCCUGAGGGCAAUCGGUUAAUUGACCAGUCUUUUAUCAUUACCAUAUUAGAGGACCAUAUCCCACCCCAGGUUUUAGCAAACAAUGGUUUAGUCCUAGAUGAAGGUAGCAGCAAGAAGAUCACCACUAGUCUCCUUUCAUCUACUGAUGUUGACAGUAACCCUGCCGAUCUGCUGUACUACAUCAGCACCGUUCCAUCACUUGGACAUUUGGAGUACAUUUCACAGCCUGGCUUACCGAUUACUCAGUUUACACAGGGAGACCUAGCUGCCAAGACAAUCAGAUAUGUACAUACCAGUACAGAGGAAGACUAUAUGGACACUUUUACAUUUAGUGUGGAUGACGGCACUAAUCAGGUGACACAGACGUUCUACAUCACAAUUGUACCUGUUGACGAUUCCUUACCUCAGCUGACAAAUUUUGGCAUGACCGUACAAGAAGGUGUACGAAAGAUGAUUACUGAGUUUGAAUUAAAAGCAACUGAUGCGGAUACCAAGGAGAACUACGUCAUCUUUACAAUUGUACAACCGCCACUACGUGGUCAGAUACAGUACACGAUGAAUGGAUUACAUCAUAGCACUGUUAGCACGUUCUCUAUGGAGGACGUUUACGAGAAUCGUAUUAGUUAUAUACAUGAUGGUAGCAAUACGUUACAGGACAGCUUUGUAUUCAGUGUGACUGAUGGCACAAACCCACGUUUCAUGGUACACGACGGAGAAAUGUUAGCAAUGACUACUGCGCUUUAAAUGACCCAGUACCUGAUCAAAGUUUGUUUUCUACAGUUGUUUAGUAUAUCUGUGUUACCAGUUGAUGAUGGUACACCACGAUUGGUGACUAAUCUUGGAAUCCAGUAUCUAGAAUACACAGAUGACAAAGCAUUGGCUCCUAUUACACAACAUCAGCUACGUACAAUUGAUAUGGACACAGAGGAUGAUCAGAUACUCUACACACUGACGACACCACCUCAGUUUGGUUUCCUUGAAUCCACUUUAGUACCAUCAAUACCUAUCUCAUCAUUUACUCAAGAGGAUCUCAACAAUGGUAUCAUACGCUACAUGCUUUACAAUGAAGUUGCAGACGUAACUGAUGACAGCUUUGUUUUUGAUAUCGCUGAUAGUAAACCGAACAUUGUCUCAGACAAUGUGUUUCGUAUUCGCUGGUCUCGUAUUAGUUUUGAGUAUGAUCAUUACAACGUGAGUGAAACUGCUGGUCUCGUACAGGUGACUGUGAAGAGAACCGGCAAUCUGAACCAGUAUGCUAUUGUUCUGUGUAGAACUGAGCAGGGCUCUGCCACCUCAGAGGGCGUUGGCUCUCUACCAGGCAAGCAUGACUACGUAGAGCAAGCUGGACAGGUUCAGUUUGAAGAAAGGGAAGACACAAAAUACUGCAAUGUUAUAAUCAAUGAUGAUACUGUGUUCGAAGGCACUGAAAUGUUCAAAGUUGAACUGAGUAUGCCAGCGUAUGCUUUGCUAGGGAAACCACAUCAAGCAACAGUGACCAUAUUGGAUGAAGAAGAUCAGCCCAGUAUUCAGUUUGAAGAAAGUGUGUUUCAUGUAAAUGAAAGUUCUGGUUAUUUGUUUGCUCCAAUGCUGAGAAAAGGUGACACUAGUUCUGCUGUGUCUGCUGUAUGUUUUACUAUUCCCAGAACUGCAUCUGGUAGCAGUCUAGAAGGUUUGGAGUCUGGUUCAGAUUUCAAAACAAGGGGUAUGACUGAUGAGUACAGAGUGGUAUUCCCACCGAACGUUAAUAAAGCCACGUGUGAUAUUAAGUUGAUCGAUGAUACUAUGUUUGAGGAAGAAGAGGAGUUUGAGAUUUCUUUGGCUGAUCCAUCUAUGAUGACAAAUCUAGGUACAUUGAACAAGGCAAUUGUCAAAAUAAAUGGACCAAAUGAUGAGUCUUACAUAUUCUUGUCACAACCUGUGUACUAUUUUGGUGAGAAUGAAAAAACAGUUGAAAUUGAAGUAUUACGGCAAGGCAGUGAUCUGUCGCACAGUUCAAUGGUGUGGUGUGGAACCCGAGCAUCAAAUCCGCUGUCUGCUCUCCCAGGUGAUGAUUUCAUUCCUGGCUCAAGUCAGAUUACAUUUGGACCACAACAAACAUUAGAGACAUGUAGUUUCACCAUCCUUGAUGACACUGCAAAUCCACAUAUUGAAGGCAAUGAGACAUUUAUUGUGUAUCUAAGUGCUGCUAUGGGAGCCACUGUGGCUGAACCGUAUAAAGCCACUGUCGUCAUCAAUGAUACAGACAAUGACCUUCCUUGUAUGCAGUUUGCUGUGGAUGAAGUCAUUGUGAAGGAGAGUGAUGGUAUUGUGCAUAUCCCUGUCGUCCGUACUGGUGAUAUAUCAUUUCAGUCUUCUGUUCGUUGUUAUACCCGACAACGAUCAGCUCAGGUCAUGAUGGACUUUGAUGAAAGGAGAAAUACCGAUGAAUUUAGAGUUGUGUUUCUACCAGGAGAAAAAGUUAAGAAUUGUUCAGUGUUGAUUGUUGAGGAUGAUGUUUAUGAAGAAGAGGAGCAGUUUUUGGUUAGGUUAGGGGAUCCACUUGGCAAUGACUAUUGUGAUGCCAAAGUAGGUACCCCUAGUGAAGCUAAAAUCACUAUUACCAAUACUGAAGAUGCACCUACCAUACAGAUUGAGAGAAUGGCCUACACUGUAUAUGAACCAACCAGGGCAGAUGAUGUAUCACUGGUAAAUGUGGUUAUUGUGAGAACUGGGGAUCAUAACGGCACAUCAAAAGUCAGGUGUAGUACACGAGAUGGAUCCGCUAAGUCUGGAAUUGAUUAUAAUCCCAAAUCAAGAUUAUUGAAAAUGCAGCCAGGUGUGAAGAAACUUGACUUUAAUGUAGAAAUACUAUUCAAUAAGGAUGUGGAAUGGCAUGAGACAUUUAAUGUGGUCUUAGGACCCGAUGAACCUGUCAAUGCUCUAUUGGGAUCUAUCUCCAUAGCAACCAUUACUAUUUUGGACCAGGAAGCUGCUGGAAGUCUAGUAUUACCAGCUCCCCCAUUGGUUGUGUCACUAAUGCAGUAUGAUGAUGUAGAAACUGGUUGUCUUGACAACCCCUCACCUGGAUAUCCUCUUAUCUGUGUCACGCCAUGUGAUCCUCAUUAUCCAUCGUAUUCAAUGACUGGUGAUCUUUGCACCGAGUCUGGCAUCAAUUCCUCUACUAUACAUUACGGCUGGGAAAUCGCUGCACCGACUGACUUAGAUGGGUCAAGACCACCAUUUGUCACCAUCACAGACAACACUCUGUUUACAAGUGUUGACCACCGUGUAUUAGAUAGUAUUUAUUUCAGCCGUAGAAGUCACGUCCGAUGUGUAGCCCAGCCUGUAGACAAUGAUGGGAAUUUGGGGGUUCCACUCAGAAGUAAUAUUGUGACAAUUGCAACUGAUUUUGGAAUCUGCCACACUCCGAUUGUUGCUGGUAUAUCUCAGGAUUUUCAAGCACAGUCAUUCAUUGCUACCUUGGAGUACGUCGACAGCAAAGACAAAACACAUCCUAAUACCAUCCACGUUUCUGUACAAGUGCCACAUCAAGAUGGCAUGCUUCCUUUACUGUCUACGUUACCUUUGCACAACAUACGCUUUUUACUCACAGAACCCAUCUACCGACAGCAGCACAUAUGCUCGAACAUCAUAACUGGCGCCAAAGAUAAAAUUCUUCCAGAAAAUGGGUUCCUCGAAACUGUCAAUUACAAAAACAUGAUACUGGGACCAGGUUAUGAUUAUCCUUACCAGUUUGAUCCCAGUGUGAGGGAGGACAAGUCGUUACUUUUAUAUCAACAUCUUGAUUUGAAAACUUGCACAUGGACAUUUGAUUCCUGGUAUCACAUGACCGAUCUGAUUGAUUUGUGUGGGGGCGCUGUUACAACUGAUUUCCAAAUUAAAAGAGGUGAUCAGAGCUAUUUGACAGUCACUGUGCCUCUCUAUGCUGCAUAUAUCUAUUCAACUGUUCCCACUGGUUGGGCAUCUUUGGAUCACAGAACAGAAAUGGAAUUCUCAUUUUUCUAUAGUACUGUGUUAUGGAGAACAGGGCUAGAAACAGAGGGUGAUCUGAAUGGAAAACUACAAGUCAUACAUAUAAGGAUUGAUAAUGAUGGUAGACUUGUUAUUGACUUUAAAACAGAAGCCAAAUUUCGAGGUUUAUUUGUGCUAGAUCACCAUACUCUUCCUGGUAUGCAGUCAAGAAUUGUCCCACCAGCUAGACUUGGGGUCAAUUUUGAUCUGGAUUUACUUUGGAGUGAGCAGACAUUUGAUGGGCCUCAUCAGUUAUGGAGAGCAACAAGUAACUACAAUCUAAAGGAUUACUCUGGUGACUAUGCCAUGGAACUCAUACCAUGCACUGUCACGUCAACUCAGUCUUACGGCGUAAUGCCAGGUAUGCCUGUAGUAUGUACAGGUCAUAUGCCACACAGGUUUGUAGUGCCAAUAGCCUUCCAGCAGACCAAUCGACCAGUACCUGUAGUGUAUUCAUUGAAUACGCAGUUCCAUUUGAUGAACAAUGAAAAGAUAUUCCUGAUGAAUCCAGGUAAUAGUAUGAUCGCCUUAUCUGAAAUGGACUACAAAGGAUCCUUUGCUAAAGGUCAAACUUUAUAUGGGCGUGUAUUAUGGAAUCCAGAUCAAGAUUUGGACACAGCAUAUAAACUACGAAUUGAGAAAAUGUAUUUAUGUACAGGUAGUGAUGGUUAUGUGCCGACAUAUGACCCUACUGGUGCUCUGUAUGGGGAAGGUCCUCAGUAUGGAUGUAUACAGCCAAAUAAGUAUCUUAAACAUAGAUUUCUUGUAUUGGAUCGAGGUGCUCCAGAAGCAGCCCAGAAGUCAUUUAAUGAAGUGCCAUUUGAAGCUCAAUUUGCAACAGAAAACCCAAAUUUUAAGAGAUUAAAUGAUAUGCCUGGAGCAGAUGGAUUUACCAUGAAAGUAGACGCUUUAUACAAGAUUGACUCAGGGCAUCAGUGGUACCUCCAGGUGUUAUAUGUAAUUGGCUCAUCCGACUCACUUCCACGCUAUCAUCGCUCUGCAUUGCUGAACACUGCCAUCAAAAAACGUGAAAUUGUUGACGUUAAUGGUAAUUUGAUUGAUGAGAGUAUUGUAUUUGGAACUUCAUAUAAUAGCGAUGGACACAACGGAACUAAUAUGCGGGUAUUACGAUUAAACGACACUACUGUCGACUCUGACGAACUCAGCCAAGUUGUUAUAGUUAGUUCAGCUCUCAUUGGUGUUGUGCUAAUCAUAGUUAUUGCUGUCAUCGUAGUUGUUAUAAUAUGUCGACGACAUCAUUACACAAAGACUGAUACUAUACAUCAGCCAAGUAACAGAGAUGCUGCAAUGGAAUUGGACAAUGCAAAACUUGCAAAGAAAUGUGAAGAUGAUUUAGGCAAAGAUUUCAGAAAAACUGUCUCCUUCAGUAAUAUUAAUAUUCAAAAGCAUGACAAUUUACAUACAGGACACGCCCGAGUGAAAAAAACCAACUUGGAUAUAGACAUGAGGAACAACCUUAAAGGCGAACCGGGGACGGAAGUUUGA
This is a messenger RNA of Saccoglossus kowalevskii, 11376 nucleotides long. Its product is annotated as extracellular matrix organizing protein FRAS1-like. Gene Ontology annotation, molecular function: protein binding. Gene Ontology annotation, biological process: anatomical structure morphogenesis; cell communication. NCBI's taxonomy places the organism in Eukaryota, Metazoa, Hemichordata, Enteropneusta, Harrimaniidae. Gene Ontology annotation, cellular component: membrane. The record is from RefSeq and is a predicted model, not a curated record.